AUGAAAUUGAUUGAUAAAGUAUAUUUAUGGUAUUUCAUUAUUCAUAUUCCCAUAACAAUUUUCAUUGAUUCAUCAAUUGUUAUUCCUAAACAUUAUCAAUUAUCAAUCACGAAAUCAAUUUUAGAAUUUCAUAUAUCAACCAAUAAUGAUAUUUUAUUAGCAUAUCCACAAACCUGGUUUAAAAUAUUUGGAUUUAUUGAAUUAAUAUUUCAAUUACCUUUAUUUUUCUAUUUCAUUUAUAAAUUACUUUCUUCUAAUAGGAGGGUGUUGGAUGUUAAUUAUUAUUUAUGGAGUAUAAUAUAUGGUUUUAAUGCUGGUUUUACUACUUUUGUUUGCUUAAUUUGGUUAAUUAUUGAAUAUAAAAAUUUCCAAUUACUGGAUUUACAAUUGAUAAAUUUAUUGGCAAUUUAUAUUCCUUAUUUAUUAUUACCUUUGAUAUUAUUGAUUCAUUCAUUUAAACAAAUACAACAGUACAAUAAUAACAACCACAACAAAUUGAAACAACAAUAA
This is a messenger RNA of Candida albicans SC5314, 510 nucleotides long. RefSeq lists its product as uncharacterized. Gene Ontology annotation, cellular component: endoplasmic reticulum. The transcript has a single exon. Lineage: Eukaryota; Fungi; Ascomycota; Pichiomycetes; Serinales; Debaryomycetaceae. The coding region runs from base 1 to 510 and encodes 169 amino acids. The record is from RefSeq and is a predicted model, not a curated record.